Microthlaspi erraticum is the source of this 462-nucleotide messenger RNA. The record is from the annotation of a GenBank genome assembly. NCBI's taxonomy places the organism in Eukaryota, Viridiplantae, Streptophyta, Magnoliopsida, Brassicales, Brassicaceae.
AUGUUCAGAGGAAAGAAGCCAAUUCUCGAUCACAUACGAAUUUUCGGGUGUAUUGGUUAUGCAAAGGUGGAGAAGCCUCAACUCAAGAAGCUAGACGACAGAUCGCGUGUCCUUGUGCAUUUAGGAACCGAACCAGGGUCCAAAGCUUACCGACUACUUGAGCCACAAGGAAGAAAGAUAAUAGUAAGUCGAGAUGUGGUGUUUGAUGAAUCAAAAGGAUGGAACUGGAGUCAUAGUAACUCGGCUCAGGGAGAUAACAAAGAGUUUAAAGUGAUAUUUGGUGAGUUUGGAAAUCGCGGGAUUCAAGAGAUAUGGGAGAAUGAUGGAAUCGAGAGAUUCAAUGGUGAAACUAAGAUGAUUGGAGGUUCUAAUGACGAACAAGUUGAGAAUAGCCCUAGCUACAAUAUCGCAGAGACGCAUGAGGAAGAGGACAGAGGAUACAGAGACACAGGAGAGUCCUGA